Molecule: messenger RNA, 807 nt
Organism: Cariama cristata (Red-legged seriema)
Lineage: Eukaryota; Metazoa; Chordata; Aves; Cariamiformes; Cariamidae
Gene: YIPF7
Product: Yip1 domain family, member 7
Exons: 6
Coding region: 34-807 (257 amino acids)
Biological process (GO): vesicle fusion with Golgi apparatus; endoplasmic reticulum to Golgi vesicle-mediated transport
Cellular component (GO): trans-Golgi network
Source: RefSeq, a predicted model, not a curated record
CAGACUGGAGUUUUCAUCAAAUAUCUUAAAAAAAUGUCAAAUUUUGAGCGGUUUCACUUCAACUUUUACCAGUCCAAUUAUACCAUAGAUGACCAGGAAGAAGGUUACAACAGCUAUGGGUCUAACGAAAACCUCUGUGGAAGCAGAAAGAGCCAGCCAGGAGAGCAACCUCCACCUGGUGCUUUUGCCCCAUCAGAAAUGUUUCUGUCUUCUCAGAGAUACACGGGGCAGAUUUUGCAGCCAACAUACAGUCCCGACACUCUCUCUCAUCUUAGUUACACUGAUGGAUUUGACGAGGAACCUCCUUUGCUAGAAGAACUUGGGAUCAAUUUUGAGCAUAUAUGGCAAAAAACAUUAACAGUUCUAAAUCCAAUGAAGCCUGCAGACGGCAGUAUUAUGAAUGAGACAGAUCUCACCGGACCUAUGGUUUUCUGCUUGGCCCUUGGAGCAACGUUGCUGCUGGCAGGAAAAGUUCAUUUUGGCUAUGUAUAUGGCAUGAGUGCCAUUGGGUGCCUUGCUAUGCAUGCCCUACUGAACCUGAUGAGCGUCCCAGGAGUCUCGCAUGGCUGCGUUGCAAGUGUCUUGGGCUACUGCCUGCUGCCCAUGGUGAUCCUGUCCUCUUCUGCAGUUGUCUUCUCACUACAGGGGAUCCUGGGAACUUUGUUAGCUGUCUUUAUUAUUGGGUGGUGCAGUUUGUCAGCCUCCAAAAUUUUUACCUCUGCGUUGGCUAUGGAAGGACAGCAGCUUCUUAUUGCGUACCCGUGUGCUUUACUUUAUGGACUUUUUGCACUUCUAACAGUUUUCUGA